This is a messenger RNA of Micromonas commoda, 330 nucleotides long. RefSeq lists its product with no specific name. The record is from RefSeq and is a predicted model, not a curated record. The transcript has a single exon. Lineage: Eukaryota; Viridiplantae; Chlorophyta; Mamiellophyceae; Mamiellales; Mamiellaceae. The annotation marks the transcript as partial.
GCCGCCGAGGUGGUCACGCUCACGGAUGCGACGUUCGAGCAUCACACGCAGGCGGCCACUGGACAAACCUCCGGCGUAUGGUUGGUCAGAUUCAAGAGCGAGACGUGUGGACACUGCGCGAAGAUGGAUCCGGAGUGGACGAGGCUCGCGGAGGAGAUGGACAACGCCGUGAUAGUGGCCGACAUCGACGGACCGAACAACCCGAUCACCACGGACAGGUUCAACGUCCGGGGAUUCCCCACCGUGCUGCUGUUCCGCGACAGGAAGAUGUUCAAGUACGGCGGCGAGAGAACCGCGGAUGCGUUUGCGGAGUUCGCCACGGCGACGUAC